AAUCCAUCUACCUCUUUUGCUCUUCCUGUCUGUCUGUCUGUCUCUCUGUCUCUGUCUGUUUUUGUCUGUCUGUCUGUCUCUGUCUCUGUUUGUCUGUCUCUGUCACUUGUUCAACUUUAUUAACAUGACAAGAAUUCUUGUGUUGCCAAACCGUGUGUCCAUGUGUAAAUAUGUAAAUAAAUAGGUAAUUAAUUAAUUAAAAUAACAUCAAUAUUGAUUAGAAAAAAAAGAAAAUUAGAAAAAUUAAUCAGUAUUGAUACUAGAACUAAAAAAGAAAAAAAAAGAACUAAAAAAAGUUGUCUGCACCUUAUCCACUUUUAAAUGAUCCUCUCUCUCUCUCCUCUUCCUCAGGAAGCUGUGGUCAGCGGGCUACCCCAGGCUCUUCCUCUCUUUCUGCCCCCUCGUUCCGGAUGCGGGGAGGCAAGGACAGUGACAUCAAGGAGCAGCCUUGGCAGGCGGCCAUCACAGUGUACCGCCCCCGGUCCCGGGCACACAGCUUCCUGUGUGGGGGGGUCCUCAUCGACUCCUGCUGGGUGCUUUCGGCUGCACACUGCUUCCAGGAAGGUUUUGCGGCAAACAGAGUGCAGGUGAUUUUGGGCCGUACGUUUAGGCUGGAGAACUCCAGCUCUGAGCAGAUAUUUGAAGUGGAAAAGUACUGGAUCCAUGAACAGUACAAAGAUGAGACCUAUGACAAUGACAUUGCCUUGCUGAAGCUGAAGAGUGAGAGUGGCCUGUGUGCUGUCCACAGCCCAGAGGUGCUGCCCGUCUGCCUGCCCGACGCCUCACUCAAGCUGCCCGACUGGACCGAGUGUGAGAUCUCUGGCUACGGCAAAGAGCACGAAUUCUCUCCAUUCUACUCUGAGCGGGUGAAGCAGGGGCACGUGAGGCUAUGGCCCCAGGACCGCUGCGUCUCGGAUAAGCUGGCCGGUCGUGAGGUCACUGCAAACAUGCUCUGUGCUGGAGACACCAGAGGGCUGGACGACGCCUGCAAGGGUGACUCUGGAGGUCCUCUGGUGUGCCCCAGCGACGGGCGGAUGACUCUGAUGGGGCUUAUCAGCUGGGGUGAUGGCUGUGGCAAGCCGGACACACCAGGAGUCUACACACGCGUCACACACUACAUUGACUGGAUCUCCAGCAAGAUGAGGAGCAACUGAGAGCACACACACACACACACACACACACACACACACACACACACACACGCACACACCAACGCACAUACGUCAUGACCUAAGGACGAUCUGACUCCAGGUACACUCAUAGGACAGUCUGCUCAGUAACUGGCCAACAUUAGGUAGCCAGCUCUAACACCCCCCCCCCUCACCC
Molecule: messenger RNA, 1326 nt
Organism: Clupea harengus (Atlantic herring)
Lineage: Eukaryota; Metazoa; Chordata; Actinopteri; Clupeiformes; Clupeidae
Gene: plat
Product: plasminogen activator, tissue
Exons: 5
Coding region: 411-1154 (247 amino acids)
Biological process (GO): smooth muscle cell migration; plasminogen activation
Molecular function (GO): serine-type endopeptidase activity
Source: RefSeq, a predicted model, not a curated record